AUGGGAGCUAAUUGUUCAAACUGCAAUUGCAACAGAGACGAAAGGGAGCAUGAGUUAUCAAUUGAUGAUAGAAGCAACGGAGGGUAAAAGGUAGUUCUUCAUGAACUGGGAAAUACAGAGCUCACUACAGAUAAGUUUGGAGGAACAAGAGCCAGUGCAGUUUAAAAUAAAAAUAACAAUAAAGACAAACAAAAAUCUUAAACAGGUUAUAACUAAAAUACACUUGGAGCAAAUGGAUCAAGCAAUGAUAGUUAUGGAAAUACUCAAAAUAAUAAGUAUAGAGACGAUAAUUUAAAGAUCAGUGAUAGAAAUGAGCAAUAAAGAAUAUCCGGUGCUGGCAGAAGUGGCUUUAGUGACACAGGUGAAAAUUAACAUUAACAAGCUUUCAACGAUGACUUACCAUUAGAGAAUAGAGAAGAAUACAGAUUUAAAAAUGGAGCUAUUUAUAAAGGAUAGUGGAAAGGAGAAGUUAGACAUGGGUUCGGAAUCUAAUUGUGGCCUGAUGGUGCUCGCUAUGAAGGCCAUUGGCAGAAUAACAAAGCUCAUGGAGGUGGGAAGUUUUGGCAUGUCGAUGGAGAUGUAUUUGAUGGUGAGUGGAGAGAUGAUAAAGCUAAUGGUUAUGGUAUAUAUACUCAUGUAAAUGGAGCUAAAUAUGAAGGGCAUUGGAAAGACGAUUUACAACAUGGCUAUGGUGUAGAAACUUGGGCAGAUGGUUCUAAAUACGAAGGAUAUUAUAAAGAUGGAAAAAAGCAUGGAAAAGGAACAUAUGUUUGGAGUGAUGGCUCUCGAUAUGUAGGAGACUGGUUUGAUAAUAAGAUUAAUGGAUAAGGAAUCUAUACAUGGCUUGAUGGUCGUACUUAUGAAGGAUCGUGGAAAGAUAAUAACAUGCAUGGUUAAGGAACAUACACUUGGAGUGAUGGUAGAAAAUACGAAGGUGAAUAUUAUAUGGAUAAGAAGCAUGGCUACGGAAUUUAUUUCUGGGCAGAUGGUAGAAAAUAUGAGGGAUACUGGUAAAAUGGGAAGCAGCAUGGUGAAGGGAAAUAUAUAAUGCAUAACGGAGAUAUUAAAAUAGGCAUUUGGGAAGAUGGUAAAAGAAUUAGAUGGAUUGAAACAUAUAGUAACAAUAUGCAUCAACAAAAUGACUUCGACAAUUCUUAGCAAUAAUAUUAGUGA
Messenger RNA from Stylonychia lemnae, 1173 nucleotides. NCBI's taxonomy places the organism in Eukaryota, Ciliophora, Spirotrichea, Sporadotrichida, Oxytrichidae. The record is from the annotation of a GenBank genome assembly.